AUGUUGACGCGCGCAGUCCGAGCACGUCGCAAUGCGGAGGCCGAGUAUGGGAGCAGUCUGAGCGAAAAUGAGGAUCAACAUGUCGCCGAGUGGCACACAAGUGACUCGGCAGGAUCUUCUUAUGAUACAGCAACAUCGGUUUCGAGGAAAGAGCCAUAUAUUCUCACCGACGAAGAAGAAGAAGAAGAAGAAGAACCAACGUCCUCUCUCAAAGACAUCAGCUUCGGCGCUCUAGCCAAAGCUCAAGAAUCAUUGGCGCCUCCUCUCCGACCAGGAAAACGAAAACACACCACCGAUCCAGAGCGGGACACUUCCAACUCCGCUCCAAAGGAAGAAGAAACCCCGACCCCGUUCCGACCAACCAAGUUCUUCAAACCCUCGCACCACCGCACCUCCAAACACGCCCCACAGACCCUCUCAACCCGCCACGCCGUCCCGCGAAAACGCACCAUCAUCGAGCCCUCGGCAGCCCUGAAAUCGCGCGACCCGCGCUUCGACCCAACACACCUCCACCCCAGCACCACCUCCCGUGCCGCCGAAUCCGAACAGGCCAAUAAAAACUACUCCUUCCUAACCAGCUACCGGCAAUCCGAGCUGCAAGCCCUCCAAGCCCAGCUCAAAGCCGCGCAAAAUCCUCUCCCUUCCAAAAAGAAAAAGAAAAAUGCAACAACCGCAGCACCAGCUCCCGCCUCGGACCCCGAAACAAUCGCCAAUCUGAAACGGCAGAUCAUGUCCCUAAGCUCCAAACUCGCCAACGCAGAGACCAAGACGCGCGAACGCGAGAUCCUGCGCGCACACCGAGCGAAGGAGAGAGAAGCGAUGCGAGAGGGGAGGAAGACUCAGCCCUACUACCUGAAGAAGGGGGCGGUGAGGAAGGAGAUUGAAAAGGAGAGGUUCGAGGGGUUGGGGAAGAGAGCGAGGGAGAAGAAGGAGGAGAGGAGACGGAAGAGGGAGAAGGGCAAGGAGGGGAGGGGCCUACCGAGAGUCAGGAGGGACAGAGAUAUAGCUACUAGAUCGGAAAGGUGA
Molecule: messenger RNA, 1026 nt
Organism: Endocarpon pusillum Z07020
Lineage: Eukaryota; Fungi; Ascomycota; Eurotiomycetes; Verrucariales; Verrucariaceae
Exons: 2
Coding region: 1-1026 (341 amino acids)
Biological process (GO): maturation of SSU-rRNA from tricistronic rRNA transcript (SSU-rRNA, 5.8S rRNA, LSU-rRNA)
Cellular component (GO): 90S preribosome; nucleolus
Source: RefSeq, a predicted model, not a curated record